Molecule: messenger RNA, 5107 nt
Organism: Clupea harengus (Atlantic herring)
Lineage: Eukaryota; Metazoa; Chordata; Actinopteri; Clupeiformes; Clupeidae
Gene: adss2
Product: adenylosuccinate synthase 2
Biological process (GO): 'de novo' AMP biosynthetic process; IMP metabolic process
Cellular component (GO): cytoplasm
Molecular function (GO): GTP binding; adenylosuccinate synthase activity
Source: RefSeq, a predicted model, not a curated record
UCGUACGCACGUUCUGAGCGUGCAGUGUCUCUUCUCUCUCAGCCCGGAAUUGGAGCAGGAGACAUGUCAGCGAGCGGGAGUGAACAGGCAGCCGGGGCACAGAAUGGAGGAGCCCUCACUAGUAGUGGCAACGCGGAUUCACGGAUCUUUGCUCCAAAUAUUGGCAACAGGGUCACUGUGGUGCUCGGUGCUCAGUGGGGCGAUGAGGGGAAAGGAAAGGUGGUGGAUUUACUCGCUCAGGAUGCAGACAUAGUCUGCAGAUGUCAGGGCGGGAACAACGCCGGACACACGGUAGUGGUGGACUCGGUCGAGUACGACUUCCACCUUCUCCCCAGUGGAAUCAUCAACCCGAAGGUCACGGCCUUUAUCGGGAAUGGUGUUGUCAUUCAUCUUCCAGGCCUCUUUGAUGAGGCUGCCAAGAAUGAAUGCAAAGGAAAAGGUCUUCAGGGGUGGGAGAAGAGGCUCAUUAUCUCAGACAGGGCACACAUCGUGUUUGACUUCCACCAAGCUGUCGAUGGGGUUCAAGAGCAACAGAGGCAGCAACAAGCAGGAAAGAAUUUGGGGACGACGAAAAAGGGCAUCGGUCCGGUGUACUCCGCCAAAGCUGCCCGCAAUGGACUCAGGAUAUGUGACCUACUCUCUGACUAUCAGGACUUCUCCGAGAGGUAUAAGCUCUUGGCCCAGCAGUAUAAGUCUAUGUACCCUACGCUGGAAAUUGACAUAGACGGGGAGCUGGAGAAACUCAAGACCUACGGGGAGCGGGUGAAGCCCAUGGUGAGGGACGGGGUGUACUUCAUGCAUGAGGCUCUUCAUGGCCCCCCCAAAAAGAUCCUUGUAGAAGGGGCCAACGCUGCCCUACUGGAUAUCGACUUCGGAACGUAUCCCUUCGUGACCUCGUCCAACUGCACGGUAGGAGGAGUCUGCACGGGUCUGGGCAUGCCCCCGCAGAACGUUGGCGAGGUGUACGGUGUGGUCAAGGCCUACACCACCCGUGUAGGCAUCGGAGCAUUCCCCUCGGAACAGAGCAACGAAACCGGGGAGCUGCUCCAAACAAGAGGCAGGGAGGUGGGCGUGACCACCGGCCGCAAGCGAAGAUGUGGUUGGCUGGACCUGGUGCUCAUCAAAUAUGCUCACAUGAUCAAUGGCUUCACAGCUAUAGCCCUCACCAAACUAGACAUCCUGGAUGUGCUGGAUGAAAUUAAGGUGGGCGUGGCUUACAUGGUGGAUGGAGAAAUCAUCCCUCAUUUCCCAGCCAAUCAGGAGGUGCUUCAGAGGGUGGAGGUGCAGUACGAGACCCUGCCCGGCUGGAAGAUGGACACGUCUGCGGUUCGGAAAUUCGAGGACCUGCCAGAAAACGCCCAGAAGUAUGUGCACUACGUGGAGCAGCAUCUAGGCGUGCCCGUGAAAUGGAUCGGCGUGGGCAAAGCCCGGGAGUCCAUGAUCCAGAUCUUCUGAGUCGCCCCUCCACUCGCCUGCUCCUCAUUCUCACGCAGGUGCCCACAGCCAAGGGGGAGGGGGUGGGAGAGUGUGUGCUUGUGUGUGUGUUUGUGUCUUUGCGUGUGUGUGCGCGUGUGUGUGUGUGCAGAGGCGACUCUUCAUCUCCACCACCCCUCCUCCUCCUCCUCUUCAUCUUCAUCAUUGGGAAACAGUGGACCUUUAUAUAUUAUAUGCGGACAUAGAUGGAUGAAGGAUAAUGGACUCUCCGCUGUUGUUGUUGUUGUUGUUUUUUUUUUUUGCUUUUCUUUUUGGGGAGGAAGGAGAUGUCUUCCUCUCUUCAUGCCAAUGAAUGUUUGCCCAUUUUGCGCUAGCCCCCCGUCCUCACAUCCAUCCGUCUUUCUGUCCUUCAUUCUCUCACUUCCUGCUCUCUCUGAUUAUUGUGGGCUACACAUCCAGCCUAAGUCUCAGCUAUUGCCAUAGGUCUUCAGUGUCCCCAAUCCUGUGUAUAAGCCCAUCAUAUAAACCCAUCACAGUUCAGCUCUUUACUCUUACUGGACCACAUCAUGGUUGAAAAGAUCUUUUGGUGUGUUAGUUUGUUUGUUUUUAAUGUGCUAUGGGUUUCCCAACUUCUUUGGUAACCUUGGUUACCCCACCCUGAUUUUAUUACCUUGACAGAUCUUCGUUUCGGCGGAGUUUUAAAGUUACGGCAGAGUUUUAAAGUGGCAGUGGAGUUCACAAGGGCUCCCCAUCACAUUUGUGUGAGCUCUGGUCAAGUCCUGACCCUGACCCUGACCCUGACCCAACAGAGUGCAGAAUGCUCUAGUGAAAAGCCCAUACAGGACAUGUGUGUACCCAGGGAGUUAAUUCAUUUUGGAGCACGUAAGACCUCAGCUCUCUUCUCCCCACUGAUAUCAGUCGUUGUCAUCGUGCCAUCUCUCAUCAAACCAUAAUCUUGGACAUUCAGAAAAGCCUUACUAGGCUGACUGGAUUAGCGUGAUUGAAAUGUAUAGUCAACGGGUCAAAUCUUAAACUUGUAGCAAAAAAACCUGCUACAUGGUCGUCCCUGUGAUGUUUGAGGUGAGUGGAUGUUUGCUGAUGAUGUGCUGACCUCAGGUGUCACUAUGGGACUGUGGCUGUAGUGCGCUACACAGAGCUACACAGACACGCUCUCCAUCAUCCCCUCUUCCCUCUUCAUUCUCAGGAUCAGUCACAUGAUCAGCACUAUGAAUGUGUUUGAUCUGUAAUUUGGUGUCUGUGUGUCUCUGUGUGCGACAUGAGGAGAAAAGGGUCGGCCUUUGGCAAAUGUAGCACAUUAUUCAGCCCACAGCUACUACUGCUGCAUGUUCCCGGGAGCGAGUAGCUCAUUGCGAAAUGAUCUUUACCAUGGACGUGAUGGCGUCCCCAUAAUUUUUUCUUCAUAAAUGUCGAGUUAAGUGUAGCUGUUCGGUCAGUUAGCUGCCAAAUCCUCAUGUAAUUCAACCAAGCCUUUCAGGCCCCGAGUGUUUUCAGGGCUUUUAAUAGAUUUUUUGGCCCAGAUAGAUCUUUGAUUGUGUGUGAGAUCGUGUGCUUUCAGGUGCUGCAGAAAGUCCCAAAGCUCACAGGUAGGCAUUUGAGAUGCCUCAGGAUUGACAGCUGUGUGUUAACUUAACUUAACUUAACUUAACUUUCUUUCGUCGCAAAGAACUACACGAGAGGAGAGAGGUGAUCUGGAGCUCCGCCUGCAUUAUUUCUUUGGUAAUAAUCCCCAGUGAGAUACUAACUAGAUGCGUGUGUCUAUAGAUGUCUGAGCUGUCUCUACCUCCUUCUCAGUGUAACGGAAAACGAGGCUCAUCAGCGCCUCUAGCUGCAGGGCCGUUGGAAUCGUUCAACCAGCAGCAUCCCACUAUUGUUUGGUUGUUUGGUUGUUUGUUUUUGUGCAUUGUGUUUGUUUGGAGUUUGUGUGUUUAGUUUGUCGUCCUUUUAGUGCCUGAGUCUGACGGUGUAUGCGAAGAUCUGUAUAACCAGUAAAGGCAGGGGCAUCGGACACGGGUCAUCUCUGUGUCAACACCGUUACACGCAACUUGUUUCUGUCUCCAGCUCUGUCAUAGCCUUUUCUCUUUCAUGACAUUUAUUGAUCAUGUGUGCCUCUCCUCUAGUUGAAUACGCAGGUCCUUUUGUCCUUGGACACAUUGCGGCUCCGUGGUCACCCUUCAGGGUGCCUUGUUAGCAUGAAACCUAUGUCUUUACUUCAGUGACCAGCCGCUUGACGACUGCCAGGGGCUUGCCUGCCUUCAAGGACCGGCCUUGCAGUCUGAAGAUCUGCGCAGCGUUAAACUUAAGUGUGUCACUGAACAGGUGGAAUAAUUGGGCCUCUUGUUUCUCUUUAGUAAUGCCAACCCAUGUGCCAAUGGUUUUGAGGGAGACCGUUGCUCUCGGAGAUGGUCUGUGUUUCUAUAGUAACUGGGGACUUUUACUGUAGAUCAGUUAAUGGCCGUUUUUAGAUGCAAUUAACCUCCACCUGCCCCAUUCCAUCUACACCUGUUAGUCUCAAAGAAUGUCCAUUUUCUCCAAACUAUAUAUCAGAGGUUGCAAAGGCAUACAUCACACCCUCAGCAUUUUGGCUAGGCCUGUACCCAAGUGCAUACGUACUUCUUUAAGUGUAGAAGUAUAAGCCUGUAUACGUCUGUCUCAAUUUCUGCCUUAGUAUGAAAGGAUGAGCUUUGGUACGAGACCUCAACGUUCUCCACCUGUAAAAGCCUUGUUUCCUGUGCUCAUUCUACUGAGGAGCCGGCUGACUGAUAAGGGACUUUGGUUUUGUUUUGUUUGUAGUUCUCGCACUCACACCCACUUGGACACAUUGUGUGUGCCACCGCCUCUGGGACCGCGGUCACGAAGCUAAGCGCUGGUUUUGUGGCUAGCAGAGAUAUUAUGUUGUUCUGCGGGGAACAUGACUCACCACAAAGGAAGGGUGGGCUUUCUGACGGAAAAUCACUGUUCACUACUCAAUCUGUUUGUGAAAUGCGUCUGGAUAGAGUGCUGUUUUUCAGAGCCUAGGAACUCCUUCUUUGCCUGACCGUUUUUCUUCUUCUUCUGGAUAGUUGUUACACCUACUUUUUACGUGACAUUAGACGUUCAUCCACACCUAUAAAUCAGACCCAAACCACCACAACUCCUAUCAACUUUUAUUUCUUCUACUAAGAAAGGGAAAUGAUUAUUUUGUAGUGGUACUUGUGUGAAAUCUGCUCUGAGUCGGAGUAGCUCAGUUGAAUGCACAUUUGCACAAACUGAUCAGCCUUCUCUGCUCCCAUCUCUCUCUCUCUCUCUCUCUCUCUCUCUCUCUCUCAUGCGCACGCGCACCAGGGGCUGGGUUAUAUUUGCUGCUGGGUGGACUACAUAUAUGUAUAUUGUGAAAAAACAAAAACCACUAUAUUACCUUGGUCUUAUAUUAUUGUUGCUGUAAAGUUGUGAUUUAUUUGCUUACGCUUUGGAAGGGGGACGCAGAGCAAAAGGAGAGGGUGGAAGAGGGUGCAUGUUGUUGGGUCGAUGUGAUUUGUACAGCACAGACCGUUUAUUAUUUUUUGGUUUUGUUUUUCUUUCUUUGUAAUGAUCCUGAAAUGAUUUGAGCAUAUCAGAUACCAAUGAGCAGUCUGAACAAUACGCUAACAAAUAAAAAGGAACUUGGGAAAAUCUA